Messenger RNA from Pseudonaja textilis, 1035 nucleotides. The record is from RefSeq and is a predicted model, not a curated record. NCBI's taxonomy places the organism in Eukaryota, Metazoa, Chordata, Lepidosauria, Squamata, Elapidae.
CUGUAGCUCUAGGGAAAUUAUAACAAUGAUUCAAUUAAGCCGAAGAGUUCGCUCAAUGCUUUCUUUGGGCCUCAACUGUCUUGCCCUCUGCUUUUCUGUGUCGGCUUUCAGCACCAGCUAUUGGUGUGAAGGGACUCACAAAGUGGUGAAAUCACCCUGCCUUUCCGUGGUCAAGAAAGGGAACUGCGCACCCAACAACAGCAAUGGGACUGUGGAUGCCAAUGAGACGGCGGAUCCCCACAAAGUCCAAUACAUUUGGGAGACGGGUGAAGACAAGUAUGCUUUUCAGUAUUUCCACACGGGUUUUUGGCUGUCGUGUGAAGAACAUCAUGGAGAGGAGAAGUGUCGGAGUUUCAUUGAGCUGCCUCCAGAGUCAGAACAAGGAGUGCUGUGGCUCUCUGUUGCUUCCGAAUUUCUUUAUAUUAUCCUGUUGAGUAUUGGAUUCUUGCUGAUGUGCUUAGAUGCUAUCUACUAUGCCAACUUCAUUGAUGGUCUCAAGAUCAACGCUUUCGCAGCUGUGAUCACUGUUUUGUCAGGUCUCCUGGGCAUGGUGGCCCACAUGAUGUACAUGACUGUCUUUCAGGUAGCUGUAAGCCUGGGGCCAAAAGAUUGGAGGCCCCAGACAUGGUAUUAUGGAUGGUCCUUUGGCUUGGCCUGGCUCUCUUUCACUCUCUGCAUGUCAGCCUCGGUGCUGACCCUCAACACUUACACCAAAACUAUUCUGGAGUUCAAGUACCGUCGGCAGAUUUUUGAGAAAUAUACGGCAUCAACGGGAAGCAUUCGAGGUUCCAACUCGCCAGCAUUUGACCCUGACCUGGAGCGUUUCCUGUGGGAGAAAUACAUCUUCAGUGUCAGUGAAUCCCUAGACUUCUCCGCAAGCCCACCUGGCCGCUUAGUUCUCAGUGGGGGCCGAAAGGAGUGUUCAGGUGGAUAUGCUGGACUCCCAAGAAGUCACAGUGGAGACACCAAGGAUGAAGAUGAUGGGGAACCUUGCUGAAGAGAUGAUGUUGUGUAGAAAAAGAGAGCCUUGUCCAU